Aspergillus homomorphus CBS 101889 is the source of this 1709-nucleotide messenger RNA. RefSeq names its product F-box protein. The record is from RefSeq and is a predicted model, not a curated record. The coding region runs from base 384 to 1529 and encodes 381 amino acids. The transcript has 2 exons. Gene Ontology annotation, molecular function: protein binding. Lineage: Eukaryota; Fungi; Ascomycota; Eurotiomycetes; Eurotiales; Aspergillaceae.
UAGGAAGGAAGAAAGGGUCCGUCUUUCUUCUGGUUCCAUCCACACACAUAUACUUACAGACAGUCUUGGUCAUCCGUUCAUAUCAGGCAGCCGCCACUUCCUGACCCCUCUUUAUUUCGAACCGAAGCUGAUGCAGGGAUAUACAAAUUUGCGACUCUGAUACCCCCAUCUGCGAUUCGAUAGGUAUAGCGCGCUUUUUUUGGCUCUGGCCAGAAUAAGAGCCGGGUAACGCUGCAUGGCGAAUGUUAGAGGACAAACGGGAUCGAGGAAAAAGCGUCCCAGAGAGGCGUGCCGGGGUUCGUCUUCUAUAACGCAGCAGACGGGAUUCGUUGGGAUUUGAAACAUUUUUCGCGGCCCGGUGGAAACAUCUAGCACUGUUGUCCAUGAUGUCGGAUAAGAUAAGCUCUUUACCGUUGGAGAUCAUCCUCCAUAUUCUUUCUUACCUCCCAUUCGAGUCACUGUUAGCCUUUGGGGGGACAUCCCGCAUCAACUAUGAGUCGCAUACUCUGUGCCUCAGUUGCCUACGACUAGGUGUUUUCGAGAGACACUCCCACUCCGCUAUCUCCCUACUGCGAGCUGGGUGGUUGACACCGGAUCAGAUGCUCAAUAACUUGGCACAUGAGUCCGGGAGUGAGGUGUACAAGGUGACUGUCAUCCGGCCAGCUGUGGAUCGAACGAGGGCCCCUCUCCUCUACAAGCCUCCGCUAAGAAUCAAAGACCUCAAGAAACGCGUGCAUGGCUCGCAGGAGAGCUUUCGGACUCUAGAGCAUACCAUUCGCGAGCAAAACAGGAUCUUUGCGCAAAUGGUUAACCGAUACGGGCGAGGGCUCCGCGAACUUGAGUUCAUGGCAUAUGGUCUCGACGUUGCCGGCGCGACGGCUUUAGCUACUAACUGCCGACAUAUCCUCAGCCACCUUGCGCUUCGCUUCGAACAUCCGCACAUCCGUGAUGGCCCCAUACGACCAACCGCGUGGUUAAGUCCUGCGCCGGGGAGCACUGCGUGGAACUCCUUGAUUGGGAUCGGGGGGUUGAAGCAUAUGGGGCUCUGCGGAUUGCAGAGCUUGGUCUUGGAGCGAGCUGGUAUCACUCCUUGGCAGUUGAUGAUGCUUGUAAAGAGGAAUCCGGAGCUAAGGGUGCUCAAACUGAGGACAUGUCGCGGGGUUCAGCCCGAAUUUCUGGAUUGGCUGGGAGGGAUUGAGGGGGAGCUCGGCGAUCCAGGUAGCAUGGAUGGCGAGGGUCCAGCUCCUGGGGCAAAGCUAGAAGUGCUCUGGCUAGAGAACUGUCACAGUAUACUCCCACAUCCUGUUGAGGAUUAUCCUUGCCUUCCCGACGAGGUUUGCGAUUUGGGCCUUGAGUGGGUGAGGGCUCUGACCAAUUUACGGUCUCUUUCAUUCAGCGAGAGUAGCAACUUGCCACCUGAUUUCAUUCAACGAGCAAAUGAAACGCUAUGGAGAGUACCUGAGGUUGUCUUACCAUACACGUCAAAUGGGGAAAAGGCUCUGAUCGAGAUCGAUCCGCUGCCCUCAUAGUUUGAUACUAGUUUCGGUUCUCUUCACUGUGUACGGGCGCAGCAAUAGGCGGCCAGAUAUCCUUGCAUUUCUUGUUUGGUUAGAUUAUGGGAGGAUAGCAAUCUCAAUUUUCAGGGAUAAAGUCCUCAGUAGUCCUAGAGCCUUUGUUCCUGGACUUUGAGAGAGGCAGGAGAGUCUGGG